UAGAAGUUCCCCUCACUGUCAUUAGUGAAUGUCUGCUACAAAUUUGUAGACGUGUUCUAAUAUUUAUUGUUUAUGAAGAAUUUCGACCCUGUCACCAAAAAUUGUGAAGCCUCUGAAGAGAUAUAUCCGAUAAAACUAAAAUAUAAUGGCAGAUGAAACCCCAGAAGUACCAGCCGAACCCGAAGAAGAGGAAGCGCCACCAAUCCCGGAACCGCCAUCGGAAAUGCAUGAUAAAUCGGGAGAGUUAACUGGGUCACCUGAAAACAGCGCCGAACUCUUAGAAGAAUUCGAACCUGUCCCCUACGUAUUCCUUCUAAAAGACGCUCUGGGCCAGGACUUAUCGCUUUCGCCCAAUAACCUGACCAACGCCCAAAUGGAGUGUCCCGCGUUUCAUGUACUUCUCGAUCAUUUGAUAGCGGUUCUGUGGUCCUUCUAUUCGAAGAAACAUGAAUUAUUGGGAACCACUCAAGCUCACUGGGCGUUGAAAAUAUUGGAAGGCACCAAAGACCGUCACGGGAUAUACAGUGCCGAUGUUGCCAGAGCUAUAGAUGACUUACAGGACGCCUAUAUGGACAUUUGCUCGAAAAUCGACCCCAACGAAGUAUCUAAUCGCGAAUACUCUUCUGUUCUUGAAUCCACCCGUAUCAACCUUAACACCUCAGCAAAAGAGAAGGUCCAAAGCUUGGAUUCGUACGCUGAAUUCGAAAUGAGCCUUCGGAAUAGAGAUCCCAAUUCUACAAAAACAUCAAAUAAAGCGGAACCUGCGCCACCGCAAACUGGUUCUUAUGAUGUCUUCGAAGCAGGUAUCCAACAUCAGAAGCGCCAAGAUAGAUACAAUGCGUCCCAGAAAAUAGAUAUUUCUUCGAUUCAUUUAGCUGAUAUGCUGCAAAAAGCAGAAUCUGCAGUUAUUGAAGAGUUGCUGGGAAGUGGAUCAACCAUGGAAUAUGAAACGGCGAUUGAUGAAACACCCCCGAAAGUUAGUUUCCGACCGCAGGAAGAGGACUCUCGUCUCCGACAGCAAGUGAUGCUAUCAGAAAGAAGUAAUAAAUUCCGCGAUUUGGAUGAACUGUUGCAAGAAAUAAAGAGAAUCGAUGAUCAGUUAGAAAGUAUGAGGAAGGAGUCGGAGUCGAAGUUGGCUAACCAACUUAAAAAUAUUGCGGAGGAUUAGAUUCGGGUGCUGAACAAUGAAAUCAUGUUUCAAAUUAGGGAUAUGCAUACAAUGUUUGAAAUUCCAGUGUUCAUAUUAUCUUAGGUGAAAAUUUACAGAUAUUUAUAUACAAUAUUCCA
Molecule: messenger RNA, 1287 nt
Organism: Hermetia illucens (black soldier fly)
Lineage: Eukaryota; Metazoa; Arthropoda; Insecta; Diptera; Stratiomyidae
Exons: 3
Coding region: 146-1168 (340 amino acids)
Source: RefSeq, a predicted model, not a curated record